AUGGAUGGAAUAUCAGAUGACAGAACUGAAAGAGCUCAAGUAGAGUCACUAAUAAAGCAGAUUAUUACUUUGGAGGAAGACAUGUAUAAGGUACAGGAGGAAAACAGAGCACUAAAAGAGAGCAUUAUUGCUUCUAACAGAAAUAUUUCAGAUGAAAUAAUACGCGCACUAACACAGGAAAUAUCGAAUUUGCGGCAGGACAUAUUAAAUAAGCCGGAGGCCAAACCAACCAUUGGAUGCGUGUCAUGCGCAUCCACUAUAUCUACAAUUAAAACAGUGCCGAACGAGUUUAAAAAGAUGCUAUACAAUAUAGAGCAAGAAAUUAGCCGGGUUCUAACCAUUGCAUACUCUCAAAGCAGCACGAUUCAAGAAAAGAAUAAGCAAUUAGAGCUGUAUGCACAGAUAAAUGCCAAAUUAAUGCACAUAAAGGACCAUUAUAUGAAGUCAAGAAAUCUUUAAAUGAUUCUGGCUGCACGGGAUGUUUAGAUAAUAAAGGUAAAUGCCAC
Nematocida parisii ERTm1 is the source of this 506-nucleotide messenger RNA. RefSeq lists its product as uncharacterized. The transcript has a single exon. The record is from RefSeq and is a predicted model, not a curated record. Bases 1 to 459 code for a protein of 152 amino acids. Lineage: Eukaryota; Fungi; Microsporidia.